This is a messenger RNA of Cladophialophora psammophila CBS 110553, 1206 nucleotides long. RefSeq lists its product as uncharacterized. The transcript has 3 exons. The record is from RefSeq and is a predicted model, not a curated record. Lineage: Eukaryota; Fungi; Ascomycota; Eurotiomycetes; Chaetothyriales; Herpotrichiellaceae. Bases 1 to 1206 code for a protein of 401 amino acids.
AUGCUGCUCCUCCGGCAGUCUUUCAUGGUUCUUGCAACCGUGUUCCCUUUCGCCCUGACCCAAGGGGAUAGUGGAGUUACCACUGCUACUCUAGAGCGGACUUUCACGGCGUUUGCGACCUCUCAACCAUCGAGCGUGGCCACAACCCGCGUCACAAAAUUCCUCGACACCACAACACUGACCACCACUUUGCGAAACACCACAACGAGUCCUCUACAAUACACCGUGGUCAUCCCUUAUGUCUAUCUGACGACCGUCGAUGUUACGUGCACCUAUAAGGCAACCACCGAUACUAUCACUAUCACUUCCACAAGGACACAGUAUGACAUAACGAACAGUACCUCAACCUCUUAUACCAAUGUUACCGCAAAUGCAACCACCACACUUUUUACGGAAAGUGUCAUCACCGUAUCCACACCGACAGGUUUUGUCCCGGUAGAAGAGUCUUCUGGGGAUGAAAACUACAGUGGAACUAUCAAGCGCCGCGACACGGACCCCGGAGGAGACGUUCUGUUUCCCCGACAGGCUAUCGCUCCGCCUGAUACCUCCUAUAUCUCUCUCAUUUCCAUUGUCACUCGGUUGGUUCCAAGGACAACUUCUACUAUAUUCGUGACCGUGACAAAGACAAGCAUCGUGCGACCACCGCGGACAGUGACGCAGCCGACGACCAGUACAGUAACCCGCAUUGUGGGCGUUCCUGAUGCGCCAGUGAACUCUACAGUGGUGGUGACGGCUUCUACCACCGAAAAUGUGACAAAUACCAUUACCUUCCGGACGGAAACAACGGUAGCCACCAUCACAAACACGCAGCUCAAUUACACAGCCACCAGAUCAACAUAUCUCGCUUGUGCAAGCAAUAACCUCCUCGGGCCCCGAAUCCAGGACCGCAGCUACAUCAGCAAUGUAGUUGACAACACGCGGUCCAAUGUCGGGACGAGGACCGACGCGACCUCGAGCUACGAGUGCUGCACCAUAUGCCAGGACGUCGACGGCUUCUGCGACUUCGCCUACUACGACACGGAGGCCGACACCGCGGGGAACAACUGCGUGCUGUUCAAGGCAAACGCGCCAAAGAAGGGCGGCAGCAGUGCCACAUGUGCCCAUGCAAAGGCCGGCUUCUACAACACCAACAACAGAACGGAAAACAGAUGGGUCGUCAUGAACGGGCCGUGUGGCCAGCUGGUGCAUGGGAACCCCAACAAGUGA